Molecule: messenger RNA, 4599 nt
Organism: Nematostella vectensis (starlet sea anemone)
Lineage: Eukaryota; Metazoa; Cnidaria; Anthozoa; Actiniaria; Edwardsiidae
Exons: 9
Coding region: 142-1962 (606 amino acids)
Biological process (GO): regulation of gene expression; nervous system development
Cellular component (GO): cytosol; cytoplasm; nucleus
Molecular function (GO): mRNA 3'-UTR binding
Source: RefSeq, a predicted model, not a curated record
ACCUGUGUGCCGUUCCCGGAAAUCGGUGAACCGAAGGCGAAACAAAACUAAGAAUGGCAAGGUGAGCUUGGGGUUCCUGUGGCCUUACAGGCAAGCGGCCUUACAGCCGAACAUGUCCAUUUGAGACGGGGGAAGGGGACAAUGUACAAGUAUGUUAAGGUCUUGGUAAAGAUGGCUCAAAGAGACUUUUUUACUAGGGAAAUUUUCAUCCCUGAGCACGCCAUGGGUAUGGUUAUUGGUAAAAAGGGUAGGAUGUUAGAAGAAAUAAAGCACAAAACAAGAGUCAGACCCAUUAUUGAUAAAAGUAGGCAUGGUUGCAUAAUUCUUCAAGGUUCAAGAACUGAUGUUCAGAAAGCAAAACGCAUGAUUGAAGACAUAGUAGAAUCUAUCCAGCAGCCUGAGGUUAUUCCAUUGGGAGCAAAGACUAGUAGGGUCAUUGGGGAAGGAGGAAGAAGUAUAAAUUCAAUACGCAGCCAAUCUGGAGCAAGAAUACAAAUAAAAGAAGACAAAGCUUAUAUAAGGGGAACCCAAGAACAGAAGAGCAAAGCGAAGGAUCUUAUUAAUAAAUUACUAACUUCAGUUAGUAGUGGCACAUGUGUUUUUAUUCCAGAACAUCUUGCUAGACAUGUAAUUGGGAAACAUGGACAAAGGAUUAAGGACUUAAAGCAAAAAACGAAAACAGAUAUGUAUUACAAUAAGGAAAAUAUCCUUUGUAUCAACGGUGUGACCACUGCACAGGAACAUCAUGCGCGACGAAAAGUAAAAUCUAUAAUGCUACAAUCUCAUGGGACAUAUAUGAAUGAAAAAUAUUGUGUUGUUGAUGGAAGUAAAGAAAGUGAGUUUGAGCUUGAGUCAGUGGCUACACCUUUCCCAGGAUGGAGCGGAGCAUUCUACAAAGUAGUUUUACCUGAUGAUGAUAUGUCUUCUAGUAAUGAAAUGAAUGAAUUACCAGAGCAUCUUAACAACCUUGUACUUAGCAGACUUGAACUUUUGCACCCUUCAAAGGAUGAGUUUGAAAUCGACAUGUGGUCCCAUUUCGGACAUGCCUAUAUCAAGGGUAUUGAUGAAGGAGAUGACCAUGAGCAUUACAAUUUGAAACAGCUGCAGUCAAACAUACUUCAAGGCUCCCAACAUUCAGCAGAUAAGGGCACAUGGAAGGUAGAUUUCGCAGAAGGCCUCACCGAUGAACAGGUUGAGCAGCUCAUUGGAAAUUUCAAGGAUGAAACAACAUGCAAACCUGCCAACAUCCGAUAUGACUUCUCAUUCUUCACACCAUCGAAUCGUGAGAAUGGUUGCAGACGGAUACGAAUGAUGGUAAUACAAAUUAUGGACAAUAAAGACCAUCUUCUUGGAGCAUUCAUCAAAGAAGAGGGCGAUUUCUUUAAAGAGUCUCCUGUUCAGAUGGAAGGAGUCCUUAGACACGAGAGACUCAAUGACAACGUCAACAUUUACUUGUGCAAGCCUCCUACCGAUGAACUCAAAUUGACUAUUAUGAUGCCUUCACGCCUGUUUGACUUCCGACUGACUCUCAGAAAAAAUUCAAAAAUUCUGCGAAGCCAAAGAACUAGCUCUGAGCUGGAGGAGGAGAAUGUCUUGUUGGAAUAUCUGCGGGAAGCUCUGGUGCUAAGUGAGGGGCAGCUUCAGCUAUCACCAGAUGUACCCCUUCCAGAACGCUUUGAUCUAGACUAUUUCCGCCGAUGUAAACGUUUUGAGUACUCAUAUAAUAUAGGAAAAGAUACGUUUACACUGAUGUUUUCUAAAGAGGAGGCAGUGAAACUUGAAGAAUCCAAUUCAAGCGAUAUCCCAAGUCGUAAAAAGACGGAUAUACAUCUCCACUGUGAUGACUGGUAUAGGAGGCUCUUUGAGGGGGACUGGGAACCAAAACAAAUAAUCGAGAAGUUCACUAGUUAUAUGACGUUUGUCAGGCAAGUGCAGAAAAACAUCGACCCAGAAGAAGAGUAAUUAAACCACAUCACCAUUGACCCAGAAGAAGAGUUAAAUUAACCCACAUCACCGUUGACCCAGAAGAAGAGUCGAAUUAACCCACAUCACCAUUGAUCCAGAAGAAGAGUUAAAUUAACCCACAUCACCAUUGACCCAGAAGAAGAGUUAAAUUAACCCACGACACCAUUGACCCAAAAGAAGAGUUAAAUUAACCCACAUCACCAUUGACCCAGAAGAAGAGUUAAAUUAACCCACAUCACCAUUGACCCAGAAGAAGAGUUAAAUUAACCCACAUCACCAUUGACCCAGAAGAAGAGUUAAAUUAACCCACAUCACCAUUGACCCAGAAGAAGAGUUAAAUUAACCCACACCACCAUUGACCCAGAAGAAGAGUUAAAUUAACCCACAACACCAUUGACCCAGAAGAAGAGUUAAAUUAACCCACAUCACCAUUGACCCAGACGAAGAGUUAAAUUAACCCACAUUACCAUUGACCCAGACGAAGAGUUAAAUUAACCCACAUCACCAUUGACCCAGAAGAAGAGUUAAAUUAAACCACAUCACCAUUGACCCAGAAGAAGAGUUAAAUUAACCCACACCACCAUUGACCCAGAAGAAGAGUUAAAUUAAACCACAUCACCAUUGACCCAGAAGAAGAGUUAACCAAGAAGAAAAGUUAACUUAACCAACAUCACCACGAACCCAGAAGAAGAGUUAGCCUAACGAACAUCACCAUAUGGACCCAGAAGAAGUGUUACUUAACCAACUUCACCAUUGACCCAGAAGAAGAGUUAACUUAAACAACACCACUAUGGACCCAGAAGAAGAGUUAACUUAACAUCACCGAUGACCCAGAAGAAAAGUUAACUUAACCAACAUCACUAUGGACCCAGGAGAAGAGUUAGCCUAACCAACAUCACCGAUGACCCAGAAGAAGAGUUAACUUAUCCAACACCACUAUGGACCCAGAAGAAGAGUUAACUUAACCAACAUCACUUUGGACGCAGAAGAAGAGUUAACUUAACCAACAUCACCAUUGAUCCAGAAGAAGAGUUAACUUAACCAACAUCACUAUGGACCCAGAAGAAGUGUAAACUUAACCCACAUCACCAUUGACCAAGAAGAAGAGUUAACUUAACCAACACCACUAUGGACCCAGAAGAAGAGUUAACAAACAUCACCAUUCACCCAGAAGAAGAGUUAACUUUACCAAACAUGACCAUUUACACAGAAGAAAAGUUUACUUAACCAACAUCACCAUGGACCCUGAGAAGAGUUAGCCAAACCAACAUUUACCAUUGACCCAGAAGAAGAGUUAACCAAACCAACAUAACCACUAGAAAGACUACAGACAAGCUACAGAAAAACUAGAUAGUCAACAUCACAUGGACCGAAAAGAGUUAACCCAGCCAACAUCACCAUGGUAUAGCUAGAGGAAUUGCUUGACCUUUCAGAGCCGUAGCAGGCCUCGAAAUAUUGGGGGGGGGACGGUACAGAAUCAUCAAGAAAGUUGUGGGGCGCAGCCCCCCUACUGGUCAUUUCCUUAUUAUUUUUUAACAUAUUUGGGAGGGAGGGGAGGCACGUGCAAAUGCACUACCCCCUGCUAUGGCCCUGCCUUUUGACCCGAGAUAAGUGAGAGUAAAGUUUUGACCACCAACUCUGGUCUUGUUCGGAUUAAUCAAUUUGAUAGCAGGAAGCUAAAUCCGAUCUCGUCGGGUUUACUCCAAGCAGAACUCAAACCCUGCAGUUAGUAAAAAUGUAAGUCGUAACAAGUGUAAAAAAUGUCCGGAAUGCUGUCAAUUAUCACGCGGGAAAAUAUCGCAGGUUGUCGGGGCUACGCUACUGCUUGCCACGCGGGAAAUUAUUGCUUGGAGUCUGGGCUACGCUACUGCUUGCCACGCGGGAAAAUAUCGCAGGUUGUCGGGACUACGCUACUACUUGCCACGCGGGAAAUUAAUACUAGGUGAUGGGUUUCGCUAUUUUAAUAACUUAUGCAUUUUAGUCAAUUUACCGCCAACUUAUGCCGAGAGUUAAUGAUGCGUUUUGUUUAGUUAUGAGUCAACGGGAAUUGGCCCCUCCCCAAUCGUAGGCGGGUCCAUAUUGUUUUCAAGAUACUCGUGAAUCGUAAAUCGAGCGCCUAUUCCCGUUCCGUAUUUAUCAACCACCGGUAAAAAGUUAGUUCUGACUUCGGGAGCAGGUAACUCUAGGUAUCGUCUAGGUCUAGUGAAAUUCUGGAAUAGCCAGGUUUAGUAUUAAGGAAGCAAGUGCAAAAUUGGAAUGUUGUCAAUUAUUGUGGUCACGCAUGAAGAUUGUCAUGCGCACUAGCACAGCAAGUAUGUAGUGCGUUACCUCCGAAGUCAACAAUAAUCGUAUAAUCAUUAUGUAGGUCACGGCAAGUCCAAGGGUAACCCACUGGCAUGCCUGCGUUGGAAGGUCGUCCUUCCAACACCCAUUGGUUGAGAACCUUAUCCAAACGAAACUAAACGCUUUUCGGGUUGUCAGUGAAGGUCUCGUGUUUGGACUUGCCGUCAUUAGAGAGCAUACAAAAGGGGUGCGGUGCGGUAAGAUACCCCAGGAUCAUCUUUAAAAUUUACUUGUACACUGUGUAAAGUAGCGAUUGUAACAGCGAUCAAGUUACCCGGUACCGUCCCCACA